Messenger RNA from Penicillium soppii, 1002 nucleotides. RefSeq lists its product as uncharacterized. The coding region runs from base 1 to 1002 and encodes 333 amino acids. Lineage: Eukaryota; Fungi; Ascomycota; Eurotiomycetes; Eurotiales; Aspergillaceae. The record is from RefSeq and is a predicted model, not a curated record. The transcript is spliced from 3 exons.
AUGGCAACCUUGGAAUCUUCAAUGCACGAUCAGCCCGAUCUUCACUCUGCAACGUCAGCUGCGCAUCUUUGCACUUCUCGAACACAUUCGUUUUUUUUCGCCUCAAGUCUCCACUCCAACAUGUCCGACGACGAGGAAUACUAUGAGUACGAGGAGGACUUCAUGUACGAGGACUUAGUCCCCGACAUGGUCGACGACCUCGCCGCCUCCUCAUACUACGAAGCCGCACUAUACGAAGACCCAUCAAUCGAUGUCGAAGAAUACUUCAGUGACUGGGACUACUAUUCGGAUGAUUACUACGACGACGAUUGCACAGCCGAACAAAGCGCCGAAAGAAAGAAACGGACCGAAAUUGCAGCCCGCGCAAAACGACGAACAAAGGGCUCCGCACUCAAGCCUACGACCACAAUCCCCACAAAAUCCCCCCUCUACCCCGACCUAACCUCCUUCCAGGGCGUGGUGUGGAAAACGCCCGCCCUCGAUCGAGACCAGGAUGUCGCGGUCCUCUAUGAGCCGCACACGGGCGAGAAAGUCGCGCUGCUGGAAAACUGGCGAGAGGUCUUUAAGUUUUCCCAGCCGGCGCUGGAUAAGUCGCGGCUGAAGAAGCGGCGGGUGGAUGAGUUGAGGACCCUUGAUGAGGCGGAUAAUGAGAUGUCUGGGGAAGACGAGGAUGAGGAUGAGGAUGCGCACGAUAGUCUGGAUGAAAUGUCUGAUGGUGAUUCGAUGGAUGGCGAUGAUUCGGGCUCGAGUGUGGAUACUGGUGAUGUUUCGAAUACAACGCCGGACGCGGAGCCGGUCUCUGUGAGGACGAAAUUUGCGUCCCCGCCCAUGGUUGUGAUUCCUUUCACACGGGGGCGCAAGCGGAAGGUUGCGCAGAAGGAUGAUCUUGCUGAGGAUACGGCACCUUCCGCGAAGAGAGUUGAGUCGCGGAAGGGUGGUGGUAGUAGGGGUAGUUCUGCUGCGCCGGUGCCGGUGCGUAGGUCGGCUAGACAGAAGAAAUAG